AGACGAAAUAUGUCGCCUCUAUUGGUAGAUUUGGUUUAAAUAAGAAAUGAUAAUAACUCCCCGAUGAUGAAAAUAAGAGAGCGAGGAAUCGGAGGCGGUAGGAACGCAAGCCCACGGGUCCGCGGAGAGCGUGACGACGGUCCUGAGGCUACAGUCCGUCGGCGGUGUAACGGUCGCUGGUGUGCGUAGGUGUGCUCCGGGUUAGAGGCUUCUACACGUACGAGUUGGCCGCGUGCUUCUCUGUGAGGGAGAUCAUUUUGUAUGGUAGACUGGUUGGUGUUAGUUAUGCAGUGAGCGUCAGUGAGGGAGCAUGCUUUGGCGCAAGUGAAACAGCGGCUGUCAGUGAGUGCGCGCGCGCCGUCUCAGCUCGCUCGAAUCGGUCAGCGGUGUGUACGUUGACAUGCGCGUGUGUGCGUCUGUACGUACUCGACGAGAAGAUAUGAAGCAAAGGCGGUGGUGGAGAAGGACGAGGAGAAGAAGGUAGUAGUAGCAGCGGUAACGGCGACGGCGGUGGUGGAGCUAGUGGUGGUGGUAAUAGUAGGAACGGAGUAGUAUAGUGGUAGCGUGUGUGCGUGUUGCCUGCUCGGUUAUAUGGCUCGACAAGUCACAGGCAGUUCAGUUGAACAACUGAGUCCAUACGCGUGCAUAUGACGAGAAAGAGCUAGGCUGAAUGUAAAAGAGAGAGGUAUCGCGGCACGAGUGAAAAAGAAAGAGAGAACCGACCGCGCGAGACACGUAUAGCCAACAAGAAAGAUGUCAAUAAUUCGGUGGUACAGCGGUGCGCGUUUCUAUGAACCAUGAAUCCAGACGAUUAGUGCUCGUACGUAAUAUCGCGCGAUACGAUUGAUCAUGCUGCGGCGAAACUACCUGAAUGGAAAGUAACUCUGUCGGUGACUUUGGAUAAUAAUUAAAACAACAUGGUUCAGUGCGCACAAAAGAGCCGUAAAUGUGACCAGCGGUCAAGGAUUAUCAAUCCCCUGUAAUCCUUAAUGGUGCCAAGCCCUAGACAUUGACUAGAAGUACAAGGCAAUUAAGAAAGAAGAGAAAAGUGUUCGCCUAAGAGGAGAAUUUUCGGAGGAGGAUGCUCGGCAGUUGGGGCUGGGAAGAAGAAUUGGAGUUGGGAGAGGGAACAGCAACCCCGUCGCAAGAUAGACAAAGACGAGAGAGCCCAGACUCGACGCAUCCUGUCCCCGACAGCCGGGUGCUGAGGUAUGCACCCAGCCGGUGUCACCACCCUCCCAGCUUCAACUCGCCACAUUUCAGCACACAGCCUCCUCUCGACUGUACGGACUAGCAGCGUGAGGUGGCCAAAAUGCUGACUGCUCAUUCUGAGAUGCACGAAAAACGGGAUCCCCUUGGAGGCGGACAAUAUGGAGCAGGCGGGGGUGGUGGCGGAAGUUCGAUUGAAAAAAAAUCUAUUCUGGAACAACCACCCCCGCCGCCGGCGCCUCCUCAGCGGGAUCUAUCCGAUCCAACGAUCAGCGCUAAGAAACUUCCAAAGAAACGUAAAUUCGAUCCAUCGGAACUCGAGGAGAUGGACAAAAUCAGCAAUGUAACAAGCAAUAUAAACAAUAUGGUGAACAUUCGGGCACCGAAUAUGCCACUCGGUCAAUCAGGUUUAGUUCAGCAGUCAACCUUAGCAACUCGGCAAUCUCCACAACAACAAGAAUCCGAUUGUUAUCAAAUAUCCUCGGCACAUUCGGUGGUAGUUUUACCGCCUCAAAGUACAGCAGUGGAUUAUUCUCUUAGAGAAGAACCUUUACGUUCUCGUCCUCGGCCUGCUACUGUUGCUAUUGAUCUCAGUGAGUGGCGCGACCACAGAGUGUUAGCUUUAAGGGAUUCAUAUUAUUAUCCAGGUGUUAUUCGUAACGUUGUUCAAGGAGAGAUUUACAUAGAAUUUGACGGGGAAAGGAAACUAGUGCGUUAUACUGACGUUUUGGGUGCGGGAAGGUACGACGUUAUAGGCGACGCAAGCCCGUCCGUAGGGCAAGUGACUUUAGAUGCAAAAGUUUGUAUCAGGUGUCCAACAUCAAACAAUCAUUCUGAUGCGGCUAAAGUGUUUGUAAAAGGAACGGUGUGCAAGAUUUUAACGAAACCUAAACGUUUUGUUGUUAAGAUACCAAGGGAAGAUGAUCAGAGUGAUAGUUAUGUUGUGAAACGUGCAGAUCUGCGAUUAGUGCAACCUCCUUGGUGGGAUGAACUAGAAGAGGGAUUGGAAGACUGUGAUUCUUCAAGGGUUGAAGGAAUUGUUACAGAACAUGGCUAUCGAAAUUCUUCGGAAGCUCCAACAGCAGUGCCAAUUUUACAACUCCAUCACACUCCUCAACAUACAUCUCAUAUAUCAACUCAUAAUGACACAAGCAGUUAUUACAGAACGACUGGUACUAGUCCUCUCAUGACUUUAGGCACUUCUGCACAUUCUGCCAGCAUAGCAUUAAGUAAUGGAAAUCGACCAUACGAUGAUUUAGAAAGCGAAGAUGACUUAGAUAGGGAAGAUAUUACAUUCCCUUCGGAUGCAGAUGCAAAAUUAUCAGGAAGCAGUAAAAGGAGCAGUAUGCAAAGUCGGGGGAGUACCAGUAGUCUAGUUGAACAACGCAGUAUAACUCCUCGUUCUCAAGCAGCCACGCCCAGAUCUCAGGCGGCAACGCCACAUAGAUAUAAAAAAGGUGAUGUAGUGGCUACACCAAGUGGAGUUAGAAAAAAGUUCAAUGGUAAACAAUGGCGUCGACUCUGUAGCAAAGAGGGAUGUUCCAAAGAAAGCCAACGAAGGGGAUAUUGUUCUCGUCAUCUUAGUUUAAAGGGAUCUGGUCUUAGGGGUCCAACAAAUACGUUUCCUGGUAGUAAAAUGGAUGGCGAAGAAACAUCGAGGGACUCUGAUACUUCUCCAAAUUAUGGAGAUAGAAGAGUUGCUGGUCGAUUUGAUCAAGACGAAACUGAAGCUGCUAAUAUGCUUGUGUCUUUAGGAAGUUCUAGAUCAGCAACACCUGCCUUUUCGUCGCCAACAGGACAAUCUUCGAUAUCCCCGUGUAUCAAUCAGUCUCCAGUCCCACCAUUGGGUCUUAAUCAAAACAAUGUGUUUAUGCCUAUUUCAAGUCCUGCUCAUCAUGCACCUCCAUUGAUUUCGCCUGGUGCGAAAUGGAAGCAUUCACCAACUCAAUCCACGUUUCUUACUCAGUAUCAACAACAGGUGAUAAAACCUGAACCUAAUCGAGUGGUUAGAUCAAAUCGACCAGCUCCAACGGCCCCUGUCCCUGCUAGUAUAGGAACAAGCGUGAUACGAAUCUCUCCCGUAAGCCGUGGUAUACCUGGACCUAAUUUAACGUUGGCAUGGUCGGAACAAAGCCCACCACCGCGACAUCCGUCGGUUGUGACGACUAUAGCUCAACAGCAACAGGGCAUAAUUCUUCAACACGCACUCACGACAAACAAUGGUUUUCCCAAUCAUUCUGAAAUUCCAGAGCAAAAUUCACAAAUAUUAAAACAGUCUCACUCGCCUCACAUGCCACUGUCUGCGCCAGCACCGCAAAACUUAACUCUUUUGCAUAAACCUCUGGAACAGCCAGUUGAUUAUGCACAACCGCAAACGCAAAGCCAGCCAAUUUAUGUGAUGCAGCACCAGCACGAAAAAAAGUAUCUUGUGAUAAAGAAUAGUAUGGAUGUAUCCGCAGCAGGUCACAUAACUAAUCAGGAAGAUAAAUAUAGGCCAGGAUUAAUGAAUCACUUAGGUCAACUUCCGCCAUCGUUACAUCAAACGCAAUGUCAGCCUCCACAGUCACCUGCUGUUUCAUCCGUCCAUAUCGAUAAAUUGUCGGUUUUACAGCAAGCAAGCAAAGUGGCCACUCACGUAUCCACGCAUAUGGAUAUGCAGAGAAGUCAACCACCACCUACAAGCGUAGUAAUGACAACUACCGCAGAAGCUUCAAAUCCACCUACACCAACAAGCGUCUUCCAGCAUGUAAUCGUUCAACCUGGACAUUUGGUACAGAUUCCAAAGACUCAACAAUCCAGAGAAGAAAAUUCAAAAAACAAUGGAGUAUUGUAUGGCAGCCAUGAUGUUCCUCCUGUAUACCAGCCCCAUCCCCCAUCAUUACUGAAUAAUGCAGUGCGCAACUGGAAAAAAGCCUUUUCCUGGCAGACGACAGUACUGGAUCAGUCGGAAGUAAGUCCUCCUCCAUCUGCAUUGAGUCCGCCUUUGAGCGCACCGCCAAUUCCACUAAGCAUGAGUACACCUGGUGAAGACGGGCCUGGUCCAGGCCCAGAUCCUAUCACACCCGCCGAAGAAGAAGAUGACGAUGUCUUUGAAGCAGAACCAACAACACCUGCAGAAGUCGAGGCUAAUGCCAAUAAGAGACGCAGUCAGUCCCUUAGUGCGUUGCAUUCCAAAGAGCCUCAGAGUCCACUUAAAGUAAGUGAAAAUUAUUACAUUUAUUAUAAAUGGUAAAAACUUUAAUUUCACAAUAAAAUUUUACAGACUAAAGAUAGGAUACGCCGACCGAUGAAUGCAUUUAUGAUUUUCUCAAAACGGCAUCGUGCAGUGGUACAUCAAAGACACCCGAAUCAAGAUAAUCGUACUGUAUCGAAAAUAUUGGGGGAGUGGUGGUAUGCUUUAGGUCCGGAAGAAAAGCAAAAAUAUCACGAUCUUGCAUCGGAGGUUAAAGAAGCGCAUUUUAAAGCACAUCCGGAUUGGAAGUGGUGUAGCAAAGAUAGGCGGAAAUCUUCGACAACUAGUUUCAAAGGUAGCGAAUCUCGAGGGAAAUUGAACAGUACUGGCGAAGACACAGAUAUGGGGCCACCGACAGAAGACGUACCAUUAACGCCGAGAGGUACCGACGAAAUCACUGUUCCCGUUACUACAGUCUAUAACGAUGUUCCUACCAUCGAGAUUAUUAAUCAAUCGCACACACAUCGGAUAAUGGAAAUGCCUGUACCGGUCGAAAAUGCAGAACCUGAAAUAAAGCAGGACGAAGAUGGUAAUGCAUCAGACGAAGAUCAAAUGGUAAUCUGUGAAGAUCCGCAACCAGAAAUUGAUUUGAAAUGCAAAGAUAAAUUAACAGAUAGCGAUAACGAUGUACAAGAUGAAGACAUCGAAAAGAAAUGUUACUCGCAAUCGCGGUUCUCGCCUAUGAGUGGUCAGAAAAGAGAAGCAAUAACCGUAAAACAAGAAGUCACCUGUAGGCCUAAACCUAUAAAAGCACGAAUACCUUCAACAGGUAUUGAAACUACGACAAAGUACCAUCACGCAUCUAUGGACAAGGCAGGAACAGUGUCCGUUUUAUCGAGCACCUAUCCUUAUCAUAGUCCUGUCAAUCCGACUGGAGUAUCAGGUUUCCAACCUACUGGUGGAGCAUUCAUAACAAUGCCAAUAUCUCCGAAAGUUAUUAAACCGGAACCAGUGAAAAACGAACAGCAGUACAGUACUCAAUAUAGCAUGAGCAAUCUGGUGGCAAGCAUUCAUGAAAAUGGAAGGAACAUGCCUAAAUUUACAGCUGCUCCGGUGUUACAUUCUUGUGGGUCAAAAUCCAUGAUGGCUCUGUUUAAACAACAGCAGCCGUUGCAGUCCUUAGGCACUAUUCUUCGCCCCCUUACUUCAGCUGUCCCUUAUCAACCAUCGUUCACUCUAACAUUGCUCGAUAACGAUUUGGUGGCUGUUUCCAAACCGCAGCAGGGAUCGCAGUACCUUGGUCCAACACCGCCACAUCCCCGGAUGUACUGUGGUUUUCACAUCCCAAUCUCUGAUGCUGGCAACCGCAACAUAUCUGCGCAAGGUUUAGUUUCUGGUAAUAAACUGGAAACUCAAAGUGUUAUUGUGAGUAAACCUUACUCGGUUUCGACAACUUCUACAACGUCGACUUACCGAGGAAUUGGUCAUCCGAUAGCACGUCUUGCAGAACCUGAAAAGAAUGAGAACCAAGUAGGAAACAAUCACGCUCAGUUUUAUGUAACUAAUAUAAAAUCUGAACAAGAUAGAAAAGAUACAAUGAGUAUUCUUCUGCCUGCUACAAACGAUAAACAUAAACAGCCAUCUACUCCACAUACUCCUCAUACACCUCUCAGUAAUCACGGUAGUAGCACUGACGUCUCAGCAAAUAAAUCAUAUUCGAUGGAUGAAGGCCAAAAUAAUGAUAUAGGUCCAACCAAAGGUCCAUUCAUGCUUGCCCCAACUCCGGCACAACUUGGUCGAGCACCAUUACAAAGGAGACAAUCAAUGGCAAUGCCUCCCACAUCGAAUGCAGGAGACCAUGGGCCUCUGACGUCUCAGCAUUGUGACAAUCGUCCACAAACAAACACAUCUCAAACCACAGAACAGAUACAACAGCAACAAAAUUUUUCAGAAUCUCAUGCGUCGCCUUCGCCAUCCACGAAAAAGGGAUCUUUCUUUAAGAAAAACGUUGAAGAUGGAAUGGACAGAGUUCUCGAACAAGUUAAUUUCCAAGAAAAAUUCUCGUCCUUGCCGGAAUUCAAGCCAGAAGAUAUACAAAGUCCAAGCGCAAUCAGUAUCAAUACAGCAGGAUCAUCUGGUCACGGUUCAGUAGUAACGACAGGCUUGCAUUCAUCAAAUUUACAAUCGUCGAUGCAAAUGCAAAGUUACCGAAAGAAAUCUGCGCAAGGACCUCAUAGGCCUACAAUGAAUGAGGAGGACAUUGAGUCAGAUGCGUCAGUGUCCGCUACUCCAAAAUCAACUUCCAGUGUCAAGUUGACGGGAAACACAUUCUUUGGUCCAGAUUUUAACGUUGAUGCGUAUAGAACUAACAGCGACAUAGUAGGAGACGUUGACGCUAAUUCUCCUAGAACGCCAAAGACACCUGGAGGAGGUGCUGUAAACUCAGUCGGAAUUGGUAGAAGUGAGAAUGAACGUGGCCAUAGAAAAGUGUUGGAACAACGUCGGCUUCUUGUAAUGCAACUGUUUCAAGAAAACGGUUACUUUCCUUCGACGCAAGCAACCACAGCUUUUCAAACGAAACAUUCGGAUAUAUUUCCUAACAAGUCGAGUUUGCAAUUAAAGAUCAGAGAAGUUCGACAAAAAUUGAAAGCUAAUUCAACGCCAAUGAGUGCUAACAGUCUAGUUAGUCCAUUACCAGUUUCCGAACCUUCACCCAACGUGACUGGACCAUUGACUGCUCCACCUACAUCGAUGGGAGCUCCACAUUCACUGCCUGUAAGCAGUAGUGGUAGCUAGCACCCACGUGCCAACUGUGAUACUAUGCAUCCCCUUACUCCACAGCACGAGUACAUCAUUAUCCAUUGAAAAGGAAAGUUUUAUUGGGGAAAUUGUUGAUGUACAAGUUUUUGCGAGUUGUAAAGUGCUGCAAGGCUUUAGUGCAAUUCAAACUUUGAUGUAACCUGUUGCAGGUAAUUUAGACAGGCAUAUCAAGGUGAGUUGAUGUACACAUAUCAGUAAAUCUUUCGUAUUGUAUAUAAAAGUAAAAAAGCUGGAUAGGAAUCGAGUGGUUCUCAACAUUGCUGACGUUGACUCAAUGAUCGUGUGUUCGAAUAUCUGUGUUCCAUUGGAUAAUGAUAUGUAAAAUUGUGAAAUGUUCGCCUGGUAAAGAAUUUACUGUAUUUUAGCAAACGAUAACGUUCAUUAGAAAAUUAGAGGCUCAACUUACAGGCUUAAUUAUAUUAUAUUGUUUGAUAACAAUAUGAAAAACAAAUAAUAUAAUCUCAUAUUAACUGUUUCGAGACGUGUAAUUUGAAGAGAAAGCUUUCUUCUCUCCGAAGGAAAGACAAUACUAUUCUGCAUUCUAAAUCCAAAGAUGACUUAUAGAAGAGGUUAAUGAUAGAAAUGCGGAAACUAUUUUACUACGUUAUGAAAAUCAUAGUUACUUGUACAAUUGCAAAUACGUGACCGAUAUUUGUACAUCGAAACACCUUGGCAGGAUUAUGGAAGGCCUAAGCCAUUGUUAAACAUUGUUAAAAAUGCUAUGAGAUCCAGGUAGAAAGAAAUAGAGAGUAUGUGUGAUAUAGAACAAUGAAGUUGCGCGCAUGUGUAGAUGUGUCUGGGUGUGCUUGAAAGAAAGAAGAAGAGAAAAUCGUAAUUAGAGAAUAUUAGAAUUAAUGAAGCAUUAUAAAAUGAAAUCAGAGUUUAUAUACUUUAGUUAUACUUUAUAUAUGAUAUAGAUGAAAAAGAAAAAAACUAUAGAAUGAAAACUGCGAUAAAUAUUGCACAAAAUUUAUGUAAUGCAGUAACAAAUAUGUUUAUUUUACUUGUAUAUACUAUAGCAUGACUUGGAAUGGGAGAUAUCUGGAGAGUUUGAAGUAUCUAUGAUGCUAUAUGUCUGAAAAUUUUAAGGCGAAAGCAUUCUUUGGUGAUACAUAGAAUAUAACAGUGGAGAUAAAAAUCGUGCCAUUGUGCGGCGACAAACAAGGCAAUGCAUGCGUAAUAAGUCCCUUAAAUAGUAAAGAAUUAAUUGUUAGACACCACUUGAUAUAGAUAAUAUCUAAUAUGUUUCCAAUAUUCUUGAAAGUACUUAUCUACUGUUUUUAGAACUCUGCUGAAAUUCAACGCGUUCCUCGUAUAUGCAUUUUAUAAAUAUUUUAAAAUUGGUCUGCUUGUUUCUUUAUUUCUUCCUUGGCCAAUUUAGUUGUAAGCGGUUUUAUACAGGCCGUAUUUUUUUUUUAUUUCUUUUUUUUUUGGCCCUGACAAAUUUAUUUGUUUUUAUCUUCAGCUUAAUUGCCAAAUGCGUGUAAUUUAACAAAGAUAAAAUAUAUUUGCAAAUCGAGAAAUGAAUACACCGAGCGUCGAGGAAUUAACGUUAAAUCUAUUUGAAUACGUUGUUGCGAUUCGAUUUUUUGUUACUACGUUUUUACUGGAACUCGUUGUUCAUUAUGCAAAUUCUAUAUUGUAUUCCAUUUAUUUUAACGCAUUUUAUCGAUAAAAUGAUUAUAUUUUUAUGUUACAGAGGUUUUUGAAAAUUAUCUUAGGCAAUGCGCUGAAUUUUAGCAGGGAUUGUUGAAUUUGGCUGUAAAAUAGAUUAUGUAAUUAGUGAUAUGUUUAUAAAAAGCGCACCUUGAAAGGUUUAAAGUCUCGCGCCACGGCACGCAUAUUGUAGUUAGGAUAGGAACAAUGUCUAUUCUACAUAUUUUGUAAAUAGAAAAAAAUACAAUACACUAACUGAAUAUAUAUUAUAAAAAUCUAGGGUAAAUCCGAAGUGGUAGAAUAUAACAUUGUAAUUUGUAGAAUAAUAAUUAUAAUGAAAUUGCGCGGACAGGAUUAGGAUACAACAAUUACAGAUUGUGGGCCUUCGUAUGUCGUGGACUUUUGCGCACGGGACGGUCCCCCCACCCUCCUCCAAAGUUAACCCUUUCCUAAAGUGUUAGGAUAUUAUUAUUUGUAUAUAAUAUAAUUACAUUAAUCUCUUACCAUUUCUCGAUUUAUCAUUUUUUUUAUGGAGCGUUAAACGCACCGGUGGCAAGCAAUAACUUAAGGAGAAGAGACACUUGAAAUCUGCACUGAUCACUUCUGUGAGAAAAAAAAAAAACGAAAAAGAAAAAAAAAUUAUUUUCCUCCAGAUGGAAAUCUUUUUCUAAAACUGUAUUUAUUAUUUAAAAAUAUAAUUUAAUGUUUAUAUUCAAAGUGUUCAUCGGUGAAACUUGUUAAAAAAUAUUAUACCUUUUAAAACAACAAUGUUCUCGAUUGAUAGAUCGUAAGGUGUUUUGUAUCCAUCGUUGCAUCUAUUUUAUUAUACAUAGUAUUUUAAAAAUCGCUACGUUAUACUUGACAAUAAUACGUGAACGAAAAAUUUCAGCGCACUUAUGAUUUACAAUACGCUAGAUCCAUUUAAACAAAAACUUUUUUUUAAACCGAUGUUAUAGAUUAUAUCGAACCACAAGUUUUCUUGACCCGACGG
This is a messenger RNA of Colletes gigas, 9848 nucleotides long. It is a transcript of the gene cic, whose product is annotated as putative transcription factor capicua. Gene Ontology annotation, biological process: regulation of transcription by RNA polymerase II. Gene Ontology annotation, molecular function: RNA polymerase II transcription regulatory region sequence-specific DNA binding; DNA-binding transcription factor activity, RNA polymerase II-specific. The record is from RefSeq and is a predicted model, not a curated record. Gene Ontology annotation, cellular component: nucleus. NCBI's taxonomy places the organism in Eukaryota, Metazoa, Arthropoda, Insecta, Hymenoptera, Colletidae. The transcript is spliced from 22 exons.